AUGAAGAUAGAAGAGUUUAAGAGAACAGACACCACAGUCCUUCUGAUCCUCGUAAAGAAAAUUAUUCCAUGUGGUCAUUCAUCCAAAGCUUUUGAAGUAUUAGCGUUGGUGCUUUCCACCUUGGUUACAGUCCCAUCCACAAUCACAGUGCUGGAAGCCCAUCAUGAUCGAGAUUAUUUAAGGAACAAGUAUCCCGAAUUUAUGAAGCUCCUUACAGAAUUGUGUACCACAGAUAGGAAGGAACAAGUACUGGUCCGUCUUUUGUGUUAUUGUGUUCUUACCUUACGCAAUGCCGAUGGAGAGGCAUUCAUAUUGGAAAGAAAAGAGAGGCUCAUUGCUCUGUGCCAAGAGAGAGUGUCGAAAAUGCAAGGAUCUACCCCAAUGUUCUUUUUCUUACUUUCGGAAACAGUUCAGCAAGCUGUAAUCGAGGAAAUCUAUUCUGCAAUGUUCUCAGAAGUUGUGGGAAACAUUGGUCAUGAGGAUGUUCAAGGAAACAAAACAGGAAAGUCUAAAAGAAAGAAGAAAAAGAACAAGAACAAGAAUAAGAACAAUGGUAAACAGGAAGCAACCGUAUUGUGCGCGUCUGAAACUGAGCUCGAGAGAAGUGGAUCUGUAAAGGUUGAGGAACCUCCUUCGGAAUUAAAAGAGGCCGAAAAGAAGUUUGUUGAUCCAACCAGUAAUGAGUUAGAAAUACAUAUCCAAAAAGAAGAACAAAGACCAUCUCCUUCUGAUGUCGGUAACUGUGGAGGAGAAGUAUUAACUAAGGAAAAUAAGAAUGAAAAAGACAAGACAAGGAAUGUUGAAGACACAGAAAUUUUGUCAAGUUAUUCCUAUCCAAGUUAUUACGAUGAGUUAAUCACUCAAGCUCCAAGCCAAGAAGAAUUUCCUUCUCCAGAAAGCACCAUCAAGGAAGCAAUUAAGGACACCAUUUCCGAUUCCGAUUCAGAUGGAAAAAUGACUUUACAUCAACAGAUUAAGGUAUUGUUGGAGGAAGAGAAAGGUAUCAGAGAGCAAUAUCAACGGCAGGUGGAAGAAUCAGAGAAGAACAUUCGUCUUAUGUUUGAGGCUCAACAACAACAAAAUUCGAAAUGGCAACAACAAAUGGAAGAGAAGAUGGACCAACGCUUCCGUGAGAUGAGAGAGCAAGACCAAAAAACGAGAGAACAACAUUGGGCAGGAUUGGUUGAGCACUUGAUGGAGCAAUUUCAAAAACGACUGGAUCAAUCAGAGAAGAAAAUUCUUCAGCAGCUGGAUGCAUCAGAGAAGAAAACUCAUCGAAUAAUUGAGGAUCAACGUCGCCAAUUAUUGCAAGAGUUCCAAAAUCAAAUGGCAAAGAAUGAUCAUGCAAGCGCCUUGCUCUCCAUUGAAAAACAACACAAGAAGUAA
Naegleria lovaniensis is the source of this 1386-nucleotide messenger RNA. RefSeq lists its product as uncharacterized. Bases 1 to 1386 code for a protein of 461 amino acids. Lineage: Eukaryota; Heterolobosea; Eutetramitea; Acrasida; Naegleriidae. The transcript has a single exon. The record is from RefSeq and is a predicted model, not a curated record.